Molecule: messenger RNA, 915 nt
Organism: Penaeus monodon (black tiger shrimp)
Lineage: Eukaryota; Metazoa; Arthropoda; Malacostraca; Decapoda; Penaeidae
Product: loricrin-like
Exons: 2
Coding region: 1-915 (304 amino acids)
Source: RefSeq, a predicted model, not a curated record
AUGAAGCUUUUGAUCACCUCAUUUCUCAUCGCUAUUGCGGGGGCGGCGCCCGACGGAUACGGUAGUGGAGGUGGAAGUGGAGGCGGAAGUGGAGGUGGAGGAGGAUUCUCUGGCGGUGGAGGAUUCUCCAGUGGUGGAGGUGGAGGGUUCUCCGGAGGAGGCGGAGGAUUCUUUGGUGGAGGAGGAUUUUCCGGUGGUGGAGGAUUCUCUGGUGGUGGAGGAUUUUCUGGAGGUGGAAGUAAUAGUGGAGGAUCUGGAUAUGGAGGAGGAGGAUGCAGUGCAGGAGAGAUUCUUCAUGUUGACGGCUCCUGUGUCGUUCCCAUAAUCUCACGCAACGUAUUUGUUUAUGACGCUCCGGAACAACAGGAAGAAAGUGGUCCACCACCAAAUAUUCCUCCACCAAGAAUCGACCACAACAUCCUAUUCGUCCGCGUUCCUGAGAAGGGAGCAGCGCCUGAGCCAAUCAUCGUUCCUCCACCAAGGCAACAGAGCGUGGUGUACGUCCUGAACAAGGACGAUGGAGGAGGAGGACAGCAAGUGAUCGAAGUGACAGCUCCUCCACCGUCCAAUCCUGAGGUUUACUUCGUCAACUAUGCUGAAGGAGAUAACCCUCAGCUGCCCAUUGGAGUUGAUCUCCAGACUGCUCUCCAAGCGGCUGCCAACGGCGGAGGACAAGUCAUCGGCGGAGGAGCAGGCGGUGGAUCCGGCGGCGGAUUUGGCGGUGGUUCAGGAGGCGGAUUUGGCGGUGGUUCCAGUGGCGGAUUUGGCGGUGGUUCCGGUGGAGGAUUUGGCGGUGGUUCCAGUGGCGGAUUUGGCGGUGGUUCCGGCGGAGGAUUUGGCGGUGGUUCCGGUGGAAACGGCCUUGGUGGAGGCUACAGUCCUCCAGCACCGUCGAAUGCAUAUUCUACUCCAUAA